Messenger RNA from Conger conger (European conger), 11034 nucleotides. RefSeq names its product dedicator of cytokinesis 11 (gene dock11). Gene Ontology annotation, molecular function: guanyl-nucleotide exchange factor activity. Lineage: Eukaryota; Metazoa; Chordata; Actinopteri; Anguilliformes; Congridae. The record is from RefSeq and is a predicted model, not a curated record. Gene Ontology annotation, biological process: positive regulation of GTPase activity; small GTPase-mediated signal transduction; positive regulation of filopodium assembly.
AGGAGGAGCGUGGAUGCUGCCCUGUUUCGGGUUCUCCUCAGCAGCCGCGCCUCAAGACGCCACCUCUGGUCCACUCCGCAUCUGUCACAACUGCAGCCGAACGCCGCGGCAUGUCCACAUUCUCACAGGGAAACGGUUCAUGAUCUUGCAGGAUAAAGAUGUCCGAAGUGCGGAAAUUUACCAAAAGGUUGAGUAAACCUGGAACGGCGGCGGAACUCCGGCAGAGUGUGUCCGAGGCUGUGCGCACGUCAGUGAUUGUGGAGCAGCCCAAGAUUAUCGAGCCCCUGGAUUACGAGACGGUGGUUUUCCAGAGGAAGGCCCAAAUCCACAGCGACCCUAACCGUGACCUCCUCCUCUGUCCUGUGGACGAUGUCUCGGAAUCCCAGAUUUCAAGGCAGAGGAGGACCGUCAAUCCGUCAGUGCCUCAGAAUGCGGAGAGGGAAGCCAGGAGCCUGUUUGCCAAAGAGUGCAUCAAGAUGUACAACACAGACUGGCAGGUCAUCAACUACAAAUACGAGGCUUACUCCGGAGACUUCCGUAUGCUUCCCAGCAAAGGGCUGAAGACGGAGAAACUGCCCAGCCACGCCUUCGAGGUGGACGAGGACGCAAAAGAUGAGGACACCUCGUCGCUGUGCUCUCAGAGAGGUGGUAUAAUGAAGCAGGGCUGGCUGCAGAAAGCCAAUAUCAACAGCAGCCUCUCUGUGUCGAUGCGGGCCUUCAAGAGGCGGUACUUCUACCUGUCCCAGCUCCCCGAUGGGUCCUACAUCCUCAACUCCUACAAGGACGAGAAGAACUACAAGGACAGCAAAGGCUCCAUCUACCUGGACUCCUGCAUUGAUGUCCUUCAGUGUCCGAAGAUCAGGCGGAAUGGCUUUGAGCUGAAGAUGCAGGACCGCUACAGCCACUUCCUGGCGGCGGACAGCGAGGCGGAGAUGGAGGAGUGGGUGGCCACGCUGAGGCAGGCCCUGCAGAGCAGCGCGGAGCUCAGCCAGGAGAGGAGGAACGGAGCCGACUCGCUGGAGUGCGCUCUAGAUGAGGACAGCAGUAGCCAGGGAAAGCCGGAAACCAUCAUGGAGAGCCUUGGAAGGGGUCUGCACCCGGAACUCAUGAAGUAUGCCAGAGAAACAGACCAGCUUAAUAAAAUCAACAGGAACGAUGGGAGACUCAAGCUGUUCACACUGGACCCUGAAACACAGAGGCUGGAUUUCUCGGGCAUCGAGCCGGACGUGAAGCCGUUUGAGGAGCGGUUUGGCCGGCGUGUGGUCGUCAGCUGCCACGACCUCACCUUCUCCCUGCAGGGCUGCGUGAGCGAGAGGAACGACGGCAUCCUCACCAACGUGGAGCCGUUCUUCAUCAGCUUGGCCCUCUUCGACGUGGCCAAGAGCUGCAAGAUCUCCGCCGACUUCCACGUGGACCUGAACCCGCCGUGCGUCAGGGAGAUGCUGGCCGACUGCCACGCCCAGCACGGGUCAGACGCUGACGGCGGGGGAGGGGGCAAUGGCCUCCCCGUUCUGCAGAGGGUGUCGGAGUCGCUGCUCCGCUUCCCCACCCAGGGCAUAUUCUCUGUGACCAAUCCCCAUGCAGACAUUGUCCUGGUGGCCCGCAUUGAGAAGGUCCUGCAGAAUGGCAUCACGCACAGCGCCGAGCCCUACAUCAAGACCUCCGACGUUAGCAAGACAGCCCAGAAGGUUUUGAAGGCUGCCAAGCAGACCUGCCAGCGCCUUGGCCAGUACAGGAUGCCAUUCGCCUGGGCUGCAAAACAGGUGUUUAAAGAUGCCCAGGGAAGCUUGGACAUGGAUGGAAAGUUCUCGCCUCUGUAUCGUCAGGACAGCAGUAAGAUCUCCACUGAUGACCUCAUUAAGCUGCUGGCUGAGAUCAAGAAGCCGGAGAAGAGCAAGCUCCAGAUCAUUCCAGGACAGCUGAACGUCACCAUUGAGUGUGUGCCUCCGGACUUCUCCAAUUCAGUGACCUCCUCCUACAUUCCCGUUAAGCCCUUUGAGGAGCAGUGUGAGAGGGUGUCGGUGGAAAUCGACGAGUUUCUCCCCGAGGAGGCCAAGUACAACCAUCCGUUCACCGUGUACAAACACCAUCUCUACAUCUACCCGCAGCAGCUCAAGUAUGAGAACCAGAAGACUUUUGCCAAGGCGCGGAACAUCGCGGUGUGCCUGCAGUUCCGUGACUCGGAUGAGGAGGGUGCGGCUGAUCUGCAGUGCAUCUACGGAAAGCCGGGAGAGCCAAUCUUCACCACCAGCACCUGUGCCGCCGUCCUCCACCACAACCAAAGCCCCGAGUUUUAUGACGAGAUUAAGAUUGAGUUGCCCGUGCACAUCCAUGAGAAACAUCAUGUGCUGUUCACUUUCCACCACAUCAGCUGUGAGUUCAGCACCAAGAAAAGAGAGAGUGUGGACUCGCUGGUGGGGUACUCGUGGCUUCCCCUGCUGAAGGACGGGCGCAUGCAGUCCUCAGAGCUGCAGCUUCCCGUGUCUGCCAACCUGCCUGCCGGGUACCUGUGGGACAAAAACAUGGAUUCCAAAAAGUCGGCUCCGGACAUUAAGUGGGUGGAAAACGGCAAGCCACUGUUUAAAGUGAGGACUCAUGUGGCCUCCACCAUCUACACCCAGGAUCUGCACCUGCACAAGUUCUUCCAGCACUGCCAGCUGUCAGGCUCUGAGGACAGCCCAGCUGAGCUCAUCAAGUAUCUAAAGUGCCUGCAUGCCAUGGAGACUCAGGUCAUCAUUAAGUUCCUCCCCACUAUUCUGCUCCAGCUGUUUGAGGUCCUCACCACGGCAACCAAAGAAUCCCACGAGAUCGCUGUCAACUCCACGCGGGUAAUAAUCCACAUGGUCUCCCGCUGUCACGAGGAGGGUCUGGAUCAUUACCUACGCUCUUUCCUCAAGUAUGUUUUUAUGAGGAAUAAAUUGGCGGGUGGGCCGUCAAUGACCACCCAUGAAGUCCUGGCCACAGCCGUGACUGCGAUCCUGAAACAGACUGCUGAUGUCAUCACCAGCAACAAGCUGCUCAAGUACUCCUGGUUCUUCCUGGAAACCAUGGCGAAGUCGAUGGCGCAGUAUCUACAGGAGGGAAACAGGAUGAAGAUGCCGCGCGCCCAGCGGUUCCCGGACAGCCUCCAGCAGGCCCUGCAGUGCCUCCUGCUGUCCAUCAUGCCCCACAUCACCAUCCGGCACGCCGAGAUUCCCGAGGAGGCGCGCUGCAUCAACCUGAGCCUCGCCUGCUUCAUCAAGCGCUGUUUUACCUUCAUGAACAGAGGCUUCGCCUUCAGCCUGGUCAAUGACUACAUGUGCGGCUUCAGCCUCAAAGACCCCAAGGUCCUGACAGAGAUGAAGCUGGAGUUCCUCAUGGUGGUAUGUAACCAUGAGCAUUACAUCCCCCUCAACCUGCCCAUGGCCUUCGGACGAACCAAGCUGCAGAGAGUGCAAGACCUGGGCCUGGAGUACAGCCUGACGGAGGAGUACUGCAAAAACCACUUCCUGGUGGGCCUGCUGCUGCGGGAGGUGGCUGAGGCCCUGAACGGCUGCCCGGAGAUCAGGCAGCUGGCCGUGGCCGUGCUGAAGAACCUGAUGGUCAAACACGCCCUGGACGACAGGUACACCACGUACAAGAGUCAACAGGCCCGAAUCUGUGUGCUGUACCUGCCUCUACUGGAGCUGCUCUAUCAGAAGCUGAAGCAGCUGUCUGCUCGACUGCACCCGCCUACUCCCGGCCUGGCUCUGGCGGCUUCAGGAGAGGAUCUCAUGCUGACCUGCUCCUCCAUAGACCAACGCAGGACGAGCGCAGCUGCAGACAAGGAGCAUGGCUUCUCCGCUCAGAACGGCCAUGUGAGGAGGGAGGAUUCCCGCAGUUCCCUGUUUACGGAGGCAGCAGCUCAAGAAAACACGGAUGGGAUGAACAGGCGGGGGUCCACGAUGAGCACACUGCCCCCUGUUGGCCGGCUGGGUCUGUACGAGGUCAAGGGCCUGCUCCUGUGUUUCCUGCACAUGGUCCGGACCAUGACAGAAGAAACUCUGCUGUCCUACUGGAACAAAGUGCCUCCUCAAGACGUCAUGAACUUCCUCAGUGUCCUGGAAACAUGUCUGGUACAAUUCAAAUAUAUUGGGAAGAGGAACAUUAGCAGGAGUCAGGACCCCUGGGUGUCUAAGCACUUCUCUCCAGACCGGAAGUCCCAGACCAUGCCGGUCAUGCGCAGCAAAAUGGGCCUCAUGCAGGCGAAAAUCCAGCAGUUCGGUACCAUGGACACCUCAUUCACCCUGAAUACAGGUACGGGACCCUCAGAAGCAGAGAUCAAUCACCAGUCUCUGCUGGAGGGAAACAUCACCACCGAGGUCUGUCUGACCGUGCUGGACUCCAUCACGCUCUUUACCCAGAGCUUCAAGAGUCAGCUGCUGGAUAGCGAUGGCCACAACCCCCUGAUGAAGAAGGUGUUCGACGUCUACCUGACCUUCCUGAAGGUCGGCCAAUCAGAGGGUGCGCUCAAGCACGUCUUCGCCGCCCUGAGAGCCUUCAUUACCAAGUUCCCGUCGGUGCUGUUCAAGGGGCGCGUGACGCUGUGCGCCGCCAUAUGCUACGAGGUGCUGAAGUGCUGCGUGUCCAAACUGGGGGCGCUGCGUGGCGAGGCCUCCGCCCUGCUCUACCUGCUGAUGAGGAACAACUUCGAGUACACCAAGAGGAAGACCUUUCUGCGCACGCACCUCCAGAUCAUCAUCGCCGUCAGCCAGCUCAUCGCGGACGUGGUGCUCACUGGCAGCUCGCGGUUCCAGGAGUCCCUCUCCAUCAUCAACAACUUCGCCAACAGUGACAAGGCCAUGAAGAUGACUGCGUUCCCGGCGGAGGUGAAGAGCCUGACCAUGCGCAUCCGGACGGUCCUGAUGGCCACUGCGCAGAUGCGGGAGCACGACCGGGACCCCGAGAUGCUGCUUGACCUGCAGUACAGCCUGGCGCGCUCCUACGCCAGCACCCCCGAGCUCCGCCGCACCUGGCUGGACAGCAUGGCGCGCGCCCACCUGAAGAACGGAGACUACUCCGAGGCAGCCAUGUGUUAUGUCCAUGUGGCAGCGCUGGUGGCGGAGUAUCUGUACAGGAAGAAAAUGUUUCCCAGCGGCCUGGUGGCUUUUAAGAAGAUCACACUGAACAUUGACGAGGAGGCGGCCAUGAAGGAGGACACAGGCUUGCAGGACGUGUACUACAGCGAGGAGGUUCUGGUGGAGCAUCUGGAGCUGUGUGUGGACGGGUUGUGGAAGGCGGAGAGAUACGAGCUGAUCACUCACGUCGCAAAGCUCAUCGCCCCCGUCUACGAGAAACGCCACGAGUUCGAGAAGCUGAGUCGGCUGUAUGACACGCUGCACCGGGCUUACAGCAAGGUCCUGGAGGUGAUGCGGUCCGGUCGGAGGCUUCUGGGAACCUACUUCAGGGUGGCCUUCUACGGACAGGGCUUCUUUGAGGAGGAAGAUGGGAAGGAGUAUAUCUACAAGGAGCCAAAACUGACCGGUCUGUCAGAAAUCUCUCAUCGUCUUCUCGGUCUCUACGGGGACAAGUUUGGAGCCGAGAACAUCAAGAUCAUUCAGGACUCCAACAAGGUGAACCCCAAGGACCUGGAUCCCAAGUUUGCCCACAUCCAGGUCACCUUUGUGAAGCCUUACUUUGACGAGAAGGAGGCCGCAGAGAAGACGACGGACUUUGAGAAGUGCCAUAACAUCCACCGCUUCGUGUUCGAGACGCCAUACACCCUGUCGGGGAAGAAGCACGGGGGCGUGGAGGAGCAGUGCAAGAGGAAGACCGUCCUCACGACUGCCAACACAUUCCCCUACGUGAAGAAGAGGGUGGAGGUUGUCGGGGAGAAGCAGGUGGAGCUGAAGCCCAUCGAUGUGGCCAUCGACGAGAUGAGGGACCGCACCAGCGAGCUCCAGAAGCUGUGCUCCAGCCCAGAGCUGGACAUGAUCCAGCUUCAGCUCAAACUGCAGGGCUGCGUCUCCGUGCAGGUGAACGCAGGUCCAAUGGCUUAUGCCCGGGCCUUCCUCCAUGACGCCAAGGCCAGCCAGUACAGCAGUAAGAAGGUGAAGGAGCUGAAGGACAUUUUCCGGAGGUUUGUCCAGGCCUGCAGCGUGGCGUUGGACAUCAAUGAGCGGCUCAUCAAAGAAGAUCAGUUUGAGUACCAGGAAGGGCUGAAGGGCAACUUCAAGGACAUGGUGAAGGAGCUGUCUGACAUCAUCCACGAGCAGAUCUUCCAGGAGGACAUGAUGCGCUCCCUGCUGCAGAACUCGAUGCAUGUGUUCCGUGCCAUCAGCGGGACCACCCCUGACCUGGACUGAGAUCCCACCAUCAGCGGGGUCAACCCCUGACCUGGACUGAGAUCCCACCAUCAGCGGGUCAACCCCUGACCUGGACUGAGAUCCCACCAUCAGCGGGGUCAACCCCUGACGUGGACUGAGAUCCCACCAUCAGCGGGGUCAACCCCUGACCUGGACUGAGAUCCCACCAUCAGCGGGGUCAACCCCUGACCUGGACUGAGGUCCCACCAUCAGCGGGGUCAGCCCCUGACCUGGACUGAGAUCCCACCAUCAGCGGGGUCAACCCCUGACCUGGACUGAGAUCCCACCAUCAGCGGGGUCAACCCCUGACCUGGACUGAGAUCCCACCAUCAGCGGGGUCAACCCCUGACCUGGACUGAGAUCCCACCAUCAGCGGGGUCAGCCCCUGACCUGGACUGAGAUCCCACCAUCAGCGGGGUCAACCCCUGACCUGGACUGAGAUCCCACCAUCAGCGGGGUCAACCCCUGACCUGGACUGAGAUCCCACCAUCAGCAGGGUCAACCCCUCACCUGAGAUCCUGUCAUCAGCUUGACUGACCAGCCUUGCAGGCACCACCAGCUAAACCAACUUCCCCCCCGGGAUACUGGAAUGUCAGAGCACUGCCUGUACAGCAACACAGCAGCCCUGCUAUUCUACGAAGAUAAAAUAACACACUGUCAGAGCCGGCCACUGAUAUAAACACUCCAUGCCGUUGUUUCAGGCCGAAACCAUCCCUGGACCGCACGCUUUUAGAAUGUGACUAUGUGAUUUGACGACUUGUGACCCCAUGGUGCUCCAACAUAACAACAUUCUUGUUUCGGGCCGCCAAAGCCGCAGAGGCUGGCGUGAGUACAGAUUUCUCAUCGGUCACAAAUCUUGGAAGUUGCCCAAUUUCUGGUUCUGGUGUCAUUGUGCUGUAUCGACUCCUUAUUGGAUACAGUUUACUGAGUAGCCGACUGCUAGCAACUACAGCUAAGAAUGCUACCUAGCUAGUUAGCUAGCAGUUCUGGCAGUUGAAUGUUAACUCACUGCUGGAAUUCACAACUGCGAGCUCACUGGUUACUAGGUAGCCUUCUUAGCUAUAGCUAACGUGCUAGCGGUGGGCUAUUACGCGAACUAAUGGAACGGUAUAUCACAAUGAUGCCAGAACCGGAAAUAUGGCUACACACGAUUUGUAGGCUACGCAAAUGUGCUCUGCACUCUGUUGCAACAGUAACACCACACAGACUUGCAUUCCAGGCCACCUACUACCACCAAAGAAAACAUGUUUCUUCCGCAUUCCCUUCCUCACUCGCUCAGCCCAACAUUUUAUGUGGUAUCUGGAGGCAUGACAUAUGUGAAAGUGAGAUUUCCUGAAAUGACUCAAACUGUCUCAAUAAGAUCAGAAUUUUAAUAAGAAGAUUUUAAGUAUGAUUAUAAGACUAAAAUACUAGUUGAGAUUGUCUAAUUUAUUUGGCUUGUGCGGUGUUUACACAAUGACUUUGAACUGAAACCGUAGCGUCAGCCAGAAAGUAGCUAUUGUUAAAGGCUGUUGGCCUACGCGCUGCUGGGUGCAGCGCAGUUUGAUGACUCAUGGGCCCUGUCAGACCGGUUAAGGGGACUGAAGGGUGCGGCACUCUGCAAACGCUGGCAGCCACUGUGUUUGUACACUUCAGUCACUCUGCAGGGUCUCUGGCCUUACAUGGCCAUUGCACUUAAGCUGCUGGGUACAGCCGCGCUCCCGUGAGCACCGAUGAUAAAUUGGGAUGCGGGACGGCCCCUGCUCCAAGAUCGGGGCUCAGUUUUCCAGUCCCAGUCAAUUCAGAAUGAGACGAACGGGGGAAAAUGGGUGAAUUCACCCCAGGCUUAGGGAGCGGGCCUUCGGUGCACAGCCACUGCAACCCCGAGCAAUGAAACGUUACGUUUUUUGAAGAAUAGGUGGAUUGUGGAAUGUUUGGAAUGUCCAAGUCAGUCUUCUGGAACGGCAUUGCUUUCUGUUAUCAGCAGUGAUUGUUACAUCAGCAUUAGAAUGUUCAGUUAAGAACACUGUAAUCACAUAUUUGUGAUCGCAAGACACAUUACCGCUGAAAUGCAUUGUGAUUCCUCUGCCUUUCUUUGGGUUUUCUAUAGGGUGCCUUAGUCCAUAAUGGGUUAAAGGGUUAAACUAAACCCCAAAGCGUGUGCAAUUUUGGCUUUCCAAUAACAAAGAGAAUGCAAAACUGUCAACACAGAUGAGGCUGCAGGAUGAUAGGUGUCUCUCAAGUUUUGCAGAAACUCCAGCUUCCACAAAAAGGGCUUUUUUAAAAACGAUUUAUCCCUCAUAUUAUUUAAAAAAUAUAAACGCAAGUUACUCCUCCUCACCCCCAACCCCUCCUCCUCUCUCCCUCAGCUCCUCCUCCUCUCUCCCUCAGCUAUUCCUCCUCUCUCCCUCAGCUCCUCCUCUCCCCCUCUACUCCUUUCUCCCAGAUACUACUCCUCCUCACCCCAACUCCUCCUCCUCUCUCCCUCAGCUAUUCCUCCUCUUCCCCAACUCCUCCUCUCUCCCUCAGCUACUCUUCCUCCUCUCUCCCCAGCUCCUCCUCCUCUCUCCCUCAGCUACUCUUCCUAUCUCCCCCAGCUCCUCCUCUCCCCCAGCUGCUCCUCCUCUCUCCCCCACAGUUCCCUCUGUCCCCUCAGAGUGCGGCCAUGCCCUUUGCCCUUUGCCCUUAUCCCGUUCGGAAGCAAAGUGCCUACCCGUUUGUGUGCAAGUCAUGUUUGACCCCUAACCAUCGCAGCCUGAAUUGACUGAACGUGAAGUGGAACUGGCCCCAGUCUUGCCCUGAGUGCCUAAUGUCCCUCUGGUCGUUCCGCAUUCAUUUCCCUCCAGCUUUAGUUCCUUUAUUAGGGGAGACACCAAUCAUCCAGUGACUGUAGAACUGCACUGCACAAACAAAAAAUAAACGAAUCUUAACAAGUAUUAUAUUAUUAUAUGUUAUAUCUUUUACUUUUUUUCAUAAGUAAGACAAAACGUUUGUUUCGUGAGACAGUUUUACUCAUUUCUAAACUUGCCAAUGGGGUAAGAUAAUUUCACUCGACAAACAAAAAGUAACUAAAGGCAAUUAGUAGACAAUAUUCUCUACUUAAGGGGAAAACGGUAGAUUUUAAGUCUCAAGACCGGUUAAGACAGACUUUUUUUUUUGCGGUGUUAGAUGGGGAAUGAGACAUACAAUCUUUUUCUCUCUCCCUCUCACAUAGAAAAUACUAGCUUUUUUUAAGUUACUGUUUGCUUGGCAAGUAAUAUUUUUUUUACCCCAUUCGCAAAUCUUGAAAGGAGUCAAACUGUCACACAUUGUAUCUCACCACAAUAUUUUCUCAUUUAACAAAAACGAUAUUUUAAUAAUAGCAAUGAUUUUACAUCUAAAAUAUAAGUCUGGAAUGCUUGUUGAGACGGACAUAUUCUUUGGUUUUUGCAGUGAGUUUGCAGCAGUAGCACAUUUAAGCAAGGCCAGUGCAGUCCUCCAGUGCAACAGCUCCACAUCUCAACUAAUGGACAAAAUAAAAAGAUGCAAGUGCUUGGCUGCCCCUGCUUUGGAAAGGCAGACUGACAUUCUCCCAAGCCAACUGAGGGCUAGGCUGCAAUGGGAGUGGGCAGUAAAUAUGGUGUGACACUCCAAACUGAGAGAGAAAAAAGAAAGAAUAAUAAUAAACAGUGUUGACCUGUAAUAUGCAUGCAGUGGUGACUGCAGUGUGGUCAAGGUAUGCAGUUGUAAUUACAGAACUGUACAGGCUCAUAACACUUGAUGGUAUUUUGAAGAAUCAUACUAGGUGUACAGGUGUACCACAGACUCUACUGAUCAUUGGUGAAUAGGCCAGCUGAUAAUUAGCAGUGCGUGCAAUGCCCUCCCCCAGUUCAAUUCAACUACAAUUCAUCAUUUGAAUGUGCUACCAACUGCAACAAUAAGAGUGGGUCAAUGUCUUGUGUGAAAACAUUUUGCAUUUGGGGUUGUGUAGUGUGUGACACAACAGAGAAGGUAAAACUGUCUUCUGUCGUUUAGUCGUUUAUAAUUUGGCCUCUGUUUCUAGUCGUUCCUUCCCAGACCAGGUUUCUGAUUUUGUGGUUUCCUUCCCAAAGAAAGUAUUGUUUGAAGUUGUAUGCAUUUUUAUAUUUCAGUGUAGCCUAUUUCAUUUUAUUUAACUGGGGAGUAAAAUAAAAUAACUUCCAUUUAUUUAACUAAAGGGGGUAAAGUUGAUGCCUGGUGAAAGUGGGUUUGCGUACUUGGGAGGAUGUGAUUUUAGGAUGUAGCCUAAGUACUACCAUUGGGUGAGAUGCGUAAUCACUGCCCAUUGCACGGAUUAUUUGGCGGGAAAACUACUUCGCUACCCAUACCUGACAUAGCCUACAGUAUAUGGGGAAUUACUAUUAUCCAUCCCCGUCGUCUCGUGCCACGGAGACAUUCUCUCUCCUCAGGAACAUCACCCUUAACCUUGAGGUAGCCUGACUAACUCACGUACUGUUAUACAGUAUUUCACAAGUGCUGCACUGAAAAAAUAAAGUAUAUGCAGAUUUCUAUUAUAUAAUAUAAAGUUUUAAAAUGUAAAUGGCAUAUGUAUGUAGGCCAUUCAUAGGCUAUUGGCCUAGUGCUGCUGAUGCAACUCAUUGAAGAUACGUGUUACUUUGUGUAUUUUCUUUUUAUUGCGUUGUAUAUUAGUUCACAUGCCUGUUCAAAGAUACUUUUUAAACAUUUUUUAAAUAAAAUGCAUUUUGAAAAUCAA